UAUUAAAGAAGUUUUCUAAAAAAUUUAAAUUUUAGUCAUCAAGAUGUCGAAGGCAGAAAGAGUCGCCAUGGGUGACUAUUGGUCAAACAUGAUCGAAAAAGAAGCAGCCUUGAGACUAAUGUGGUUUAGAAAAAACGAGCAAAGACUAAACGAAAUCGCCAACAAAAUUCCAUCUAGAAAAGUCCCCGAUGAUGUUAAAGAAAAAAUGAAACAAGAUCGAAUUGCGGCCUUUCAAACUAUGAAAAAAUAUCCAAGAAUUAAAACCGAAGAUACCGUGCCAGUAUUUGAGGGUAACCUGCAGGAGAUUAUGAAACCAGUAGAUCCGGCAAUGAAAAAGUUGAUUUAUACCGGGAGUAAUAAGGACGGGCGAGUUAAUUAUCUAAAGGCAAGAACUCGUUUGUUACCAGAAGAUAGGUACUAUUUUCCAGAGUGUAGUAGCUGGGAUUAUGGCUGGCAGAUGUGGGAUGAUGUUAAGAAAGUACCAAAAUUCGGUUUUGGUAGGCAACAAAUAAUAAAAGACUCCUUCUAUAGAAGAAGAGGGGUUGAAGGUGAUCCCGAGUGGUAUAAAGAACCUGCUCAUAUUAGUCCAACAUUUUGCAAUACAUGUCGUUAAAUACACAUUCUCUCAUCAGAACAGGAAUAAAAACCUUUUUACCCUGA
Molecule: messenger RNA, 660 nt
Organism: Anthonomus grandis grandis
Lineage: Eukaryota; Metazoa; Arthropoda; Insecta; Coleoptera; Curculionidae
Product: protein ATP6V1FNB-like
Exons: 1
Coding region: 44-613 (189 amino acids)
Source: RefSeq, a predicted model, not a curated record